AUGCUUACUCUCGACCUCGACGCGUCCGGUGCGGACGCGCAUGCGCGUAGACAACUCGCGAAUCUCUCCUUGGCGGUAGCCAAGUGCAAGAGGAUAGUGGUCGUCACUGGUGCUGGCAUCUCGUGUUCAUGUGGCAUCCCCGAUUUUCGGUCGUCCGACGGCCUAUAUGCACUUGUUAAGCAGCAAUACCCCGACGCGGUGCUGAAAGGACGCGAUCUUUUCGACGCUUCCCUGUUCCGCGACCCGACAUCUACUGCAGUCUUCUAUACAUUCAUCUCUCAACUCAAGAAGUCCAUUGAUGCUGCGAAACCGUCUCCCACUCAUCGCUUUAUCAAGACAUUGGACUCCAAGCGAAAGCUUCUUCGCUCAUACACGCAGAACAUCGACGGUCUCGAGGAACGGGUAGGGAUCGUUAGUACCUCCAGCGAGGGGGUGAAGACGCACGGCAAAGGGAAGUCAAAGAUCAGGACGAAGGACGUUCGCAACGUCCAGCUGCACGGCGACAUUCAUCGCGUCCGCUGCACCUUCUGCUCAGCCGAUUAUCCCUGCACCCCUGAGCACCUCGAAACGUUCCUCGCGGGCACACCCCCAGACUGUCCAGAUUGUGCAGCACGAUCCACCGAGCGCGUCGCUCGGUCUGCUCGCGCACUCAAGGUGGGCAAGCUGCGUCCGGCCAUCGUCCUUUACGACGAGCCGCACCCCCUUGGCGACGACAUUGGGAGUAUCCAAACGGCCGACAUCGCGCGAAAGCCCGACAUGCUCAUCAUCAUGGGCACGUCGCUCAAGGUGCACGGGUUCAAGAAGCUCGUGAAGGACUUUGCGCGCACUGUGCACGAGUCCGCGCCGUCGCCUUCUGCCUCUGCAGGCUCGCCCCUGAAGAAGAACGCGAAGAGUUUCGCGGGCAAGGUCGUCUUCGUCAACAAGACCGCUCCCGGGAGUGAGUGGGAUAGCCUCAUCGACUACCACGUCUCUGGGGAGACAGACCGUUGGGUGGAGAAGGUCAUCGAGGACUGGAAGAAGGCGCGGCCCGCCGACUGGGAGGUGCAGAAGACACUCGUGGCUACGGGGGACGCCACCACUGGUGGUACCUUCCACGUCGCGAAGGAAAUCACGAAUACCAUGGGCACCAAGGCGGCGAAAGGCGCGAAGCGGAAGCCUGCCCGACGACGCGAGAACGCGCCAUUGCCCGAGGACGAAAUAUUCGAUAUCACACUCCCUUUGCCCGAGGCACCGCCCUCACCCUCGAAACGCCCGCAAAGCCGGUGCCACUACCACGACGUCGAGUCAAGUCCAUCGAAGAAGUCACGCGAUGGGAGACGUCCUGUUCGGGAGCCGGUACACUUCGAGGAACGUGGGCUGCUGUUCGGCAACGCCACAAACUCGAAGGCUCAGAAGGCACCGGAGGACGACUUCGACCUUGGGGAGAACGUCCAGAAGCCGAAGGCCGCGAAGAAGGUCGUGACGCACAAAAUGCACACUUCGCAAGUUGAAGUGGUCCUAGAGUCCAGGCGGCCAACGAAGAGGGUUGCUCUCGCAUGA
Molecule: messenger RNA, 1539 nt
Organism: Dichomitus squalens LYAD-421 SS1
Lineage: Eukaryota; Fungi; Basidiomycota; Agaricomycetes; Polyporales; Polyporaceae
Product: DHS-like NAD/FAD-binding domain-containing protein
Exons: 4
Coding region: 1-1539 (512 amino acids)
Molecular function (GO): NAD+ binding
Source: RefSeq, a predicted model, not a curated record